This is a messenger RNA of Triticum aestivum (bread wheat), 1788 nucleotides long. Its product is annotated as peptide chain release factor APG3, chloroplastic. The coding region runs from base 28 to 1467 and encodes 479 amino acids. Gene Ontology annotation, molecular function: translation release factor activity, codon specific. Gene Ontology annotation, biological process: chloroplast organization; translational termination; plastid translation. The record is from RefSeq and is a predicted model, not a curated record. Gene Ontology annotation, cellular component: chloroplast. Lineage: Eukaryota; Viridiplantae; Streptophyta; Magnoliopsida; Poales; Poaceae. The transcript has 14 exons.
CAACAGAGCUAUGUGGCACCAAUCUCAAUGGAGAGAACCACCGGAGCUCUUCUCCACCUUUGUUCUAUCCUGAACUCGCCAUCACCACCUCUCGUCCCCUUCCUCGGCAGAAAAGAAAAGAUGGAGGCCUUCCUCGCCGGCUUCCGGGCGCCGCCUCGAGCUUCCGCCGUACCCACCGCCCGGAGCCCACCUCCCAGCCCCUUUUUUCUCGGCACACGGCGCAGGAAGCCCUCCUCCUCCGCCUCCGUGGUCUGCAUGGCGGAGCCACAUCUCAUAUCAAAGUUGGAUUCUACAGAGAAGGCAUGGAAAGAAAUGUCGAUUAGAUUGGGUGACCCUGACAUUGUCUCAGAUCCGAGCGAAUACCAAAAACUUGCACAGUCUGUUUCCGAUCUGGGAGAGGUUGUGACGGCAUAUAGGGAAUUUAAGGAAUGUGAAAGGCAGAUUGAAGAAACAAAAGCUUUGCAAAAAGAGAAUGGUGAUGACCUUGAUAUGGCUGAGAUGAUAGCUUCAGAGCUAGAGUCUCUCUCUGAUCAGCUUGCGGAGCUCGAGGAAAGACUGACGGUACUUCUGCUUCCAAGCGACCCUCUAAAUUCACGUAACAUCUUACUUGAAGUAAGAGCUGGCACUGGAGGUGAUGAAGCUGGAAUUUGGGCUGGUGACCUUGUACGCAUGUAUCAAAGAUAUUGUGAGCUCAACAAUUGGAAGUUUAAACCAGUUUCUUGCUCAGAAGCAGAAAAGGGUGGAUACAAGACAUAUGUGAUGGAGGUGAAGGGAAAGCAAGUCUACAGUAAACUGAAGUUUGAGUCAGGUGUGCACCGUGUUCAGCGUGUACCACAGACAGAGACUAUGGGUCGUGUUCACACGUCAACCGCAACUGUGGCUAUUAUGCCAGAGGCCGACGAAGUGGACGUGGUUAUUGAUCCAAAAGAUAUUGAACUUAAAGCUGCAAGAUCUGGUGGAGCUGGAGGGCAGAAUGUUAACAAGGUGGAGACUGCUAUUGAUCUUAUUCACAAGCCUACGGGAAUAAGGAUAUUCUGCACAGAAGAAAGGUCACAACUUCAAAACAAAGAACGCGCGUUCCAGUUAUUAAGAGCAAAACUAUAUGAGAUAAAGUUAAGGGAGCAACAAGAGUCCAUAAGAACCCAGAGGUUACUGCAGGUCGGUACUGGUGCUCGCUCGGAGAAGAUACGGACGUACAAUUAUAAGGUACUAGCACAUUAUGUCAUCUUAGGGUUUCAUGCCACUGAAAUAUUUGUGUUGCCAAUGUUUGAAAUAUCUAAAGUAUAUUUGAGUCUAUUUCAAAUUUGGUCACAGGACAACAGAGUGACUGAUCAUCGGUUGAAGAUGAAUUUUGUAUUGUCUAGCUUCCUUUUAGGAGAUAUUGAAUCAGCUGUUCAGUCCUGCGCUGCAUUGGAGCAGAAGGAACUCUUGGAGGAAAUGGCCACUUCUUCUGCAGUGAAGGCAUGAUCAGUUUAACUAUUCCGUUUGCUUCUGGCCAUAUCCUAAAGGAGAACAGAUCCAAUGGCAUCUUACAGUCGAUGGAGAUCGAUGACCAAGAUGUACAUGAAAAAACUCACGAGUCGCGAAUCAUAUUCCUUGCGUGCACACACUCUUCUGUUUGCUCAUGGUCAUUUUGCAUAUACACUAGUGUCUGUAGACAAUUUAAUGCACUCCAGUUGCCCUGAUGGGAGCAGAUUUUGAGUAGCUGAAAUCGACAUUUUUUUUACAACAAAGCGGUGACACUGGUUGAAAAUAUACAUAAAAGUUCUGUGUGGUUGAAGUCCUGAA